AUGGCGAAUCAAGGAGCUAAGAAGAGGAAAGAUGAGAACGCUCGACACAUGGCUAAGCUCCGUCGUAUCAUCAUCGCUUGCAACGUUGUGUACGUGAUAGUGAGGAUGGUGAUUUUCUAUUCGAGCUUUACGUGGAAACAUUGGAUUGGUCUUGUGGUAACGUCUCUUGGUUACGCCGUUCCUUAUAAGUUUCUCGAUGGGAUGGCGAAGCCUAGUGUUGGUGAUGAUGGCGAGCUUAUUGAUGGUGGGUUUGACAUGAGCACUGGUGGUAUUUGUGGAUAUUUGCACGAUGUACUCUACAUCACUUGCUUCGUGCAGCUAGCAUCUAUCAUCUCUGGAAAGUUUUGGUACGCAUAUCUAGUGAUUCCUGCAUUUGGAGCAUACAAAGCUUCUGGACUUAUUAGAGGAUUCAUGUCACAAGGUUCAGAGGGAGGUGUGGAGGAUGAGAAAACUCGCAAGAAGAGGGAGAAAAUGGAGAGAAAAGCUUCUAGAGGGCAAGUCGUCAGGACAAGAACACGAUGA
Eruca vesicaria subsp. sativa (arugula) is the source of this 522-nucleotide messenger RNA. NCBI's taxonomy places the organism in Eukaryota, Viridiplantae, Streptophyta, Magnoliopsida, Brassicales, Brassicaceae. The record is from the annotation of a GenBank genome assembly.